AUGAUGUCGAAAGAGAUGAUAAAGGAACACUCUAUUUUGGACGAUGCUUCCACUCUAUUGAUGCUAUCAAAAGGUCAACACAUUACAAAUAUAUCCCAUCAUGGUGUUUCUGAUAAGAGUAGAGCAGCAGCUGAAGCUCUAGCAGCAGCAGCUAUAAUUCCUUUACCAUUGAAGAGAUCAAAUACUGAAUGCAGUGAGACAAGUUCAUUGCAACCUAAACGAAUGAAAAGUAGUAAUUCUGAGAACCAUGCUGAUAUGAUAGCAAAACCUUCAUGGCCAGUGCCUGAUUAUUACAUUGUUGAUCCAAAUGAUAAUAUAAUAACGUGCAUAUGUGGUAUUGAUGAAGAAGAUGGAUCUCUAAUAAAGUGCGCAAAUUGUAAUAGAUGGCAACAUGCUUUAUGCUAUGAUAUCAAAGAAGAUCAAGAAGCCUUGAGAGAUUUCUUCUUGUGUAAUAUCUGUAAACCAAGAAUGAAAAGAAUGGAUAUUGAAGUAGCUGUGAUCAAGCAGAAGGAGAGAUUAUCUUUAUUAAGUGACAAAUUGAAAAAUAAUUCAUCUGAGGUUAAAAAUGUUAAGAUUGAAGACACUAGAUCAAAUUGUUUGAAUUAUAAAGUUUUAAGUGAAUCCAAAUAUAUUGAUAAAUAUGCAAAACUGUUUAUUGAAAAACAUAAGGAUGAUGAUUGGGUAUUAAGUAUCCAUAAUGAUUCUAUUUCCCCAAUUCCUGUUGAGACAAAGUCAUAUUCAUCAAGUCCAUUUAACGCUGCCUCCACUAAGAAAAACAAAGUUGGUUUAUUUAUCAGUCAAGAUUGCAAAGCAGCUGACUUAAUAGUAGAAGUGGUUGGUGAAAUUGAUUUCCAAAAAAGAUACCUUCAAGAUCCAAAAAAUCAUUAUAGAAUAUGGGGCACAUCAAAACCUAAAGUUUUCUUCCAUCCUCACUGGCCUUUACAUAUUGAUGAAAGGACUUCCGGUAAUAUAACGAGAUUUCUAAGAUACGGUUGUCAUCCAAAUGUUGAAUUGGCAACAAUUCGUACCGAUUCCCAAAAUGAUUCCACACCCUCUGUUAAAUUUUAUUUAAGAGCUAUCAGAGAUAUUAAAAAAGAUGAAGAACUAUGUAUAGCAUGGCAAUGGGAUUUGAGACACCCCAUUAGACCAAUACUCAAAGAUACUUCAAAAUUUGAAACUCUAAAUGAGUUAGAUAAGUAUUCUCUAAUACAUUCUAUUGAUACAAUUUCGAAAAAUUGUGAAUGUGGUUGCGGUAACAACAACCCAGAUUGUAAUCUUUUUAAAGUAAACCAAUUUGCAGAAUCUUUCUAUAAAGCUACGAAAUCAAAGUUGAACAACCGAACUAGAUUGAGUGAAAUUUUGAAGAGCUAUCCAAAAUCAAGGGAUACCGUAAACAAAGGUAGCACUAAUGGGACUGCUUUGAAAACCGAAUCAUCCAGCAAUAUGCCUACAUUAACAGAAUCAAAACAAUUAUAG
This is a messenger RNA of Vanderwaltozyma polyspora DSM 70294, 1476 nucleotides long. RefSeq names its product Set4p (gene SET4). Lineage: Eukaryota; Fungi; Ascomycota; Saccharomycetes; Saccharomycetales; Saccharomycetaceae. The coding region runs from base 1 to 1476 and encodes 491 amino acids. The transcript has a single exon. Gene Ontology annotation, molecular function: protein binding. The record is from RefSeq and is a predicted model, not a curated record.